AUGGCAAAAUCAUUGUCUCCUAAUUCUGGCUUGAUUGGAAUCGCCUAUCUUCCGCAUGGUACGAUGUUGUUAGAUCCAAAUCGUGAAGAUCUUCCUGAUGGUGUUCAAUCUCUUCAUUCAUCUUGCAUGAAAAUAAGUGAAAAGAUCGCUGAAUUAGAUCCUGAUCUUAUUAUUCUUUUAACUCCGCAUGGAAUAAAUCUUCAUCAAGCUAUAAAUAUCUAUCAGCCAGGUAUAUUAAUGAGUGGAGCAAGUGGAAAUGCUGAAUGGAAUAGCCAGUGGAGUGAUUAUAGCGUCGAUGUCAGUUUAGAUGGUGAAACAUGUCAAGAUUUAUAUCUAUAUCUAAAACAGCGUUUACCAAGAGUAGAAGGAAUGUUAGCUUUUGCUGGUUUAAGUGUUCCAUUGCGAUGGGGUGAAGUUGUGCCUUUAUAUUUUGCUUUACAUAAAUUAGCAUUUAAUACAGAAGGAAACAAUUCUACAGUUAAACAUAUUUCAAUUCAGUCACGACCUAAAGUAAUUAUUAUUGCACAACCAAUGAAAGGCACAACAAAUGAGGCACGAGAAACGUAUAUUGAAGAGCAACGACCUUUUUUAGUAGAAUUUGGUCGGUUAAUUCGAUCAUGGUGUAAUAAAUCAUCACAACGAAUACUUCUGGUUAUUAGUGGGGAUCAAGCUCAUACGCAUGCAUGGUCUACACAAUUACCGACAAUUUAUCAGCCUCAUCCGUCUUGUUUCUCGAAAUUUCCAAACAGUGGUACUGAAUAUUCAAAGUUAUUCGAUGAAUUUAUUCACAAUUGGAUAACUGGAAAAUAUAGAAAGUUGAAAAACGAAUUAUUUAGUUUAGAUGAAGAAUUACUACUCAAUCAAGCUGGAAACAUCGAAAAAUUUGCUCUUAGUUGUGGUUAUGUUGGAUCGUUAACAAUGCAAGGUGUCAUGGAAAAUGAUUUGAUACAAAAUCGAAUAGAUGAUUCAUCGAAACCAAUCGACCCAUCUUCUUAUUGGUUAUUAACAAAUUGUAUUUCUUCUUGUCCGACAUAUUAUGGAAUGAUGGCUGCUUUGUACAUUCGAAAUUUUGAACAAUAA
Messenger RNA from Rotaria socialis, 1080 nucleotides. NCBI's taxonomy places the organism in Eukaryota, Metazoa, Rotifera, Eurotatoria, Philodinida, Philodinidae. The record is from the annotation of a GenBank genome assembly.